Molecule: messenger RNA, 258 nt
Organism: Sphenostylis stenocarpa
Lineage: Eukaryota; Viridiplantae; Streptophyta; Magnoliopsida; Fabales; Fabaceae
Source: the annotation of a GenBank genome assembly
AUGGAUGCAAGAAUUAGAAAGAGCCAGUUGCAAGGUUCAUCUGAAGAGGGAGAUUGCAGCAAGUGGAGAUCAGAGAAGAGAAAUAAUUAUUCAGAUGGAGCAAAGAAGGUCGCAGAGGGGACUGAGAAGACAAAGAACCCCAUUGAAGACAUCAAUGCUAGUGCUGAUGCCUUCAUCAAGAACUUCAGGAAGCAACUCCUCAUCCAGAGGCUCCAAUCCAUAGAGAAUUACGAGCAAAUGCUUAAGAGGGGUCUCUAA